AGGUUUUAUUAUAAAAAGAGAUUCAAGCUACCCUCUUCCCUCUCCACUUCCAACCCCCCAGUUUCUAGUUUUCAGCAAAGCCCCGGCUUGUGUUUUAACUCGCUCUUUUUUUUCUCCGAUACUCUAUCUCUACUUCGCAAUGCGCUGCUCUCUGAGGUGCCUCACCCGCGUUGCCGUGCUCGGCGCCAACGGCGGUAUCGGCCAGCCUUUGUCUCUGCUGAUGAAGAACAACAAGUACGUGACGGAGCUGAAGUUGUACGACGUGAAGGGCGCCCCGGGCGUGGCGGCGGAUCUCUCGCACAUCAACACCGACGCCAAGGUCACCGGCUACGCCGUGGAGGACCUCGCCAAGGCGGUGGCGGAUGUCGACCUCGUCCUCAUCCCGGCAGGUGUCCCGCGAAAGCCUGGCAUGACCCGCGAUGACCUCUUCAACACGAACGCCGGCAUCGUGCGCGACCUCGCCACGGCGGUUGGCAAGGCGUCGCCGAAGGCGGUGAUUGGCAUCAUCAGCAACCCGGUGAACAGCACCGUCCCGGUCGCCGCGGAGGCACUGAAGAAGGUCGGCUGCUACGACCCGCGCAAGGUUUUUGGCAUCACCACCCUGGACCACGUCCGCGCCCGCACCUUUGUCGGCGCCGCCAUCGGUAAGAGCCCGACGACGCUGUCCAUCCCAGUCAUCGGCGGCCAUAGCGGGGAGACGAUUGUGCCGCUGCUCGCCGAGUUCACGCAGCUGUCGGAGGAGCAGGUGCAGCAGCUCACCCACCGCAUUCAGUUCGGCGGUGAUGAGGUGGUGAAGGCGAAGGCGGGGGCGGGGUCGGCGACGCUGUCGAUGGCCUUCGCUGGCAACGAGUGGGCCACGUCGAUGAUGCGCGCUCUCAACGGCGAGAAGAACAUUGUCGAGUGCACCUACGUGGAGAGCACGGUGGAGCCGUCGUGCGCCUUCUUCAGCUCGCCGGUGGAGCUGGGCAAGGAUGGUGUGGCGAAGAUCCACCCGGUGCCAAAGCUGAACGCCUUUGAGCAGAAGCUCUUGGCGAAAUGCGUGGAGGGCCUGCAGGGCAACAUCAAGAAGGGUGUGGCGUUCGGUAGCAAGUAA
Leptomonas pyrrhocoris is the source of this 1093-nucleotide messenger RNA. Its product is annotated as putative mitochondrial malate dehydrogenase. The transcript has a single exon. The record is from RefSeq and is a predicted model, not a curated record. Gene Ontology annotation, biological process: tricarboxylic acid cycle; malate metabolic process. The coding region runs from base 140 to 1093 and encodes 317 amino acids. Lineage: Eukaryota; Euglenozoa; Kinetoplastea; Trypanosomatida; Trypanosomatidae. Gene Ontology annotation, molecular function: L-malate dehydrogenase (NAD+) activity. Gene Ontology annotation, cellular component: cytoplasm.